UAUUUUUAUUAAAGUUUUUUAAUUUUUAAAAUUUAGAUUAAUAAUUAUCUCCUUUCUAGUUCCUGCAUUUCUGACACGAGAAGAGAUGAGAUCUUUUCCUCGGGUAAUUUAAGAACAUAGCACCCCAGAAUGGUCUCUCACAAAUUUGGGGUAUUUAGAUGGUAAAAACAAAAGCUUCUUGGCACCGAGCAGGAGCAGGUUAAGGUGUACAUACCAUUUGACAUAUACAUAUACAUCUGUGUACAUGUGUACAUGUAUGUUAAGGCAGUGUUGUUAGCUGAGAGUAUCGCUCUCUCCUUCUUCUUCAUUUUACAGAUGAAGUAGCCUGCAUCAUUCCAGAUGAAUGCAAGCAAAUAUGUGGUACAGAGGUUGGGUGUUCCAACAUUGCCUAUCCAAAACUGGUUGUGUCUCUCAUGCCAAAUGGCCUCCGGGGACUGAUGCUGGCUGUUAUGCUGGCCGCUCUCAUGAGCUCACUUGCCUCCAUCUUCAACAGCAGUGGCACCCUCUUCACCAUGGACAUCUACAAACGCUUGAGGCCACAAGCGAAUGACAAGGAGCUAUUGAUUGUGGGCCGGGUGUGGAUUUUGCUACUUGUGGGGGUCAGCAUUGCGUGGAUCCCUGUGAUACAAGCUGCACAGGGUGGGCAGCUCUUUGACUACAUCCAGUCCAUCAGCAGUUACCUGGCCCCACCCAUUGCUGCCAUUUUUCUCCUUGGAGUCUUUGUCAAAAGAGUGAAUGAGGAGGGUGCAUUCUGGGGCAUGAUGGGGGGACUAGCCAUAGGCAUGGCCCGAAUGAUCCCAGAAUUCGUCUAUGGGACAGGAAGUUGUCUCUUCCCAAGCAACUGCCCUCGUCUGAUCUGUGGGGUCCACUACCUUUAUUUUGCCCUCAUCCUAUUCUUGGCUACGGCUGCCAUUGCAAUGGGGGUCUCGCUCUGCACAUCACCUAUUCCUGACAAACAUCUGCAUCGCCUGGUAUUCAGCCUCAGGCACAGUAAGGAGACACGGGUCGAUCUGGAUACGGAAGAGGAGGAGGAAGCAAAACGGUGCCAGCAGCGAGCCGAGAAUGCAGCCACCAAGAAUGGAAGACUGGAGCCUGUCCUAGAGGUGGAUGAUGCCAAAGCAAUGACCUCCUUUGGCCGACUACGCCGAGGCCUGGCCUGGUUUUGUGGGAUGAGCUCUGACAGCCCAAAGGAGCCAGAACUGAGCCCAGAAGAGGACAAAGGCUUCCAGCAUCUGGCGGGUAUCACAGAGCACCCGCUCUGGAGGCGGGUAGUCAACAUCAAUGCUGUGAUCAUGAUGGCCCUAGCCAUAUUCAUGUGGGGCUACUAUGCCUGAGGACCGUCAACCACAGCAGCUCAACAGAAUAUGUUGCUCACCCACUCCUCCAGGUACAUCACAUCAACUCAUCAGCCUCAGAACAACAGGUGCAAAAAGAUGGAAUUAGAAAUAGGAGGGACUCCACAACAGUCAUCUGGGUCACCUGCCAUCAAGUUAGGAUCAUCCAAGUCACUGAAGAUCUACCUAUGUCAUCCAAGUCAACAUUCAUCAAAACUCAUCACAACUCACUCUUUGGAAAA
Python bivittatus (Burmese python) is the source of this 1576-nucleotide messenger RNA. The record is from RefSeq and is a predicted model, not a curated record. NCBI's taxonomy places the organism in Eukaryota, Metazoa, Chordata, Lepidosauria, Squamata, Pythonidae.